CUUGUGUGAGACCAAGGUUUUGAGCCAUGGAGCAAAAAGGUUGGACUCUGCAGUGUACUGCUUUCGCCUUCUUUUGCAUUUGCUGUGCACUGAACAGUGUAAAGGGGAAGAGGCAGUUUGUCAAUGAAUGGGCGGCGGAGAUCCCCGGAGGGCCAGAAGCUGCCUCUGCCAUCGCCGAAGAAUUGGGCUAUGACCUCUUGGGUCAGAUUGGAUCACUUGAAAAUCACUAUUUAUUCAGACACAAAAAUCAUCCUCGAAGGUCCCGAAGAAGUGCCCUUCAUAUCACUAAGAGAUUAUCUGAUGAUGAUCGCGUGAUAUGGGCUGAACAACAGUAUGGAAAAGAGAGAAGUAAACGUUCAGUUCAAGGAGACUCAGCAUUGAAUCUCUUCAAUGAUCCAAUGUGGAAUCAGCAGUGGUACUUGCAAGAUACCAGAAUGACUGCAGCUCUUCCCAAGCUGGACCUUCAUGUCAUACCUGUUUGGCAAAAGGGUAUUACUGGCAAAGGAGUUGUUAUUACUGUACUGGACGAUGGCUUGGAGUGGAAUCACACAGACAUUUAUACCAAUUAUGAUCCAGAAGCUAGCUAUGAUUUUAAUGAUAAUGAUCAUGAUCCAUUUCCCCGAUAUGAUCCCACAAAUGAAAACAAACACGGAACAAGAUGUGCAGGAGAAAUUGCCAUGCAAGCAAAUAAUCACAAGUGUGGGGUUGGAGUUGCAUACAAUUCCAAAGUUGGAGGCAUAAGAAUGCUGGAUGGCAUUGUAACUGAUGCCAUUGAGGCUAGUUCAAUUGGAUUCAACCCUGGCCAUGUGGAUAUUUACAGUGCAAGCUGGGGCCCUAAUGAUGAUGGGAAAACUGUGGAGGGGCCUGGUAGACUAGCCCAGAAGGCAUUUGAAUAUGGUGUCAAACAGGGGAGACAAGGGAAAGGCUCCAUUUUUGUCUGGGCUUCAGGGAAUGGGGGUCGUCAGGGAGAUAAUUGUGACUGUGAUGGCUACACAGACAGCAUUUACACCAUCUCUAUCAGCAGUGCCUCCCAGCAAGGCCUGUCACCCUGGUAUGCAGAGAAGUGUUCCUCCACGCUGGCCACCUCCUACAGCAGUGGUGAUUUCAAAGACCAGCGAAUAACAAGUGCUGACCUGCACAAUGACUGCACGGAGACUCACACAGGCACCUCAGCUUCAGCACCUCUGGCUGCUGGUAUCUUCGCUCUAGCCUUGGAAGCAAACCCAAAUCUUACCUGGCGAGAUAUGCAGCAUCUGGUUGUCUGGACCUCUGAGUAUGACCCAUUGGCCAAUAACCCAGGUUGGAAAAAGAAUGGGGCAGGCUUGAUGGUGAACAGCCGAUUUGGCUUUGGCUUGCUAAAUGCCAAAGCUCUGGUGGAUUUGGCCGAUCCUAGGACCUGGAGGAAUGUGCCUGAGAAGAAAGAGUGUGUUGUAAAAGACAAUAACUUUGAGCCUAGAGCCCUGAAAGCUAAUGGAGAAGUGAUUGUUGAAAUCCCAACAAGAGCUUGUGAAGGACAAGAAAAUGCUAUCAAGUCUCUGGAACACGUACAAUUUGAAGCAACAAUUGAAUAUUCUCGUAGAGGAGACCUGCAUGUCACACUCACUUCUGCUGCUGGAACCAGCACCAUACUGUUGGCUGAAAGGGAAAAGGAUACAUCCCCCAAUGGCUUUAAGAAUUGGGACUUCAUGUCUGUUCAUACAUGGGGAGAGAAUCCUGUCGGCACCUGGACAUUGAAAAUUACAGACAUGUCUGGAAGAAUGCAAAAUGAAGGAAGGAUUGUGAACUGGAAGUUGAUUUUGCAUGGGACAUCUUCUCAGCCAGAGCACAUGAAGCAGCCUCGUGUGUACACGUCCUACAAUACUGUCCAGAAUGACAGAAGAGGAGUGGAAAAGAUGGUGAAUGUUGUGGAGGAGUACCCCACACAAAAGAGCCCAAAUGGAAAUCUCCUGGUACCCCAAAUCUCCAGCAGCAGCAGUGUGGAGGGCAGAAGGGAUGAGCAAGUACAAGGAACACCCUCAAAGGCCAUGCUAAGGCUCCUACAAAGUGCUUUCAGCAAGAACGCACUUUCAAAGCAAUCGCCAAAGAAGUCUCCAAGUGCAAAGCUCAGCAUUCCUUAUGAGAGUUUCUAUGAAGCCCUGGAAAAGCUCAACAAGCCCUCCCAGCUUGAAGACUCUGAAGACAGUCUGUACAGCGACUAUGUUGAUGUUUUCUAUAACACAAAACCUUAUAAGCAUAGAGAUGACAGACUGCUGCAAGCUCUUGUGGACAUUCUCAAUGAGGAGAAUUAAAAUAAGUGUGUGGCCUCAGUUGGAAAUCUUCAUGCACCCUCCUUUUCCUUAGAUGUUCCUGAGUCCAGGAGUUGUUGUGUCCCUGAUUCCUAUGCUUAUAAUGUCCUUCACUGUAAUUUUACUUUUUCUCCUCAAACUUACUUUUGGAGUGAGUUCUAAAAUGAAAGCCAACUUCAUCAUUAGUCUCACAGUUUAAGAAUAUGUCUUCCUUGUCUAUCCUGUCUAUACAAGUGAAGCAAAUUCUUUCUAAAGUCACUGUUGGGACACAGCCCUUUGCCACAGUAGAACAGUUCCUAAAGCCUCCCCAUUUCAUAUCUCACAAGAAUAGGACAAAAGUGGGAGAUUCAUUUUAUUUGGAAAAGUAAUUUACAAAGGUAGCUUGGGGGCUACAGUUUAUUCUGUUCCCCUAUUUUUUGCAAUGGGGUUCAUUGAAUUUUGAUAACAAGGAAGCAUUUAUAUAGCAUCUAAUGAAAAAGUUCACAACUAAGUCUUUCUACAACAUGUAUUGCUCAUGAUGAGGCUGAUAAUCUGCCCAUUUUGGAGGAUCUAGAAUAAGAUGCAGUAUUUAAAUUAAAAACAGAUCUUAAAAUUUAAUUAGCUAGAAUAGUCAAACCAUGUUCCUCUUGAUUGGUGUAGAAGUCUCUGUGGGUGAAAGGUAGUUGUGACCCAUGUUGUAUCAGACUUGGGCUUCUAUUUCCCCCUUGUCCUGUAUGUUUUCUUUUUGAGCCACAAACUUAAAACUCAAAGAACUAAUUCAUGCCAUUUUCUUAGAACAAAAUUAUGCUUGAGUUUUGAAAAAUUCCUUGUCAUAGUUUUGUUUAAUAACAUAGUUUUUGUUCAAUAACAAGGAGCCACUCAACAAUAUAGAGAACCAAUGUAAUAACAGGGAAAAUGUUAAUAAAGCAGAGAAGCAACAAGAUGCGUUUUGCAAGCUGUGUUCCCAGGACAGGUUCUUCUGUCUCUCUAUGUGAGUGGUCAUUUAUGGACACCACAGGGUCUUCUCUAGUCUGAGAGGACAGUAUUUAAAUUCUUACCAAAAUGCUUCCAUGUUUCAAAUUAGAAAACAGGUGGGCAACACUUAGGUCUUAUUUGUAUUUUCCGUAAGUUAUGCAGAAUAUUUCAGAAGUGUGAAGGACAGAUGAAAGUAUGAGAUCACACAUGAAACCUGAUUAUCAGAACCAUCUUCCAUCACAGCAAUAGCUAGACAGAGAUAACUCCUUCCAAUUUAAAAUUCAAAGUCCAGCCUUCCCUGGCCCACUUUUUUUUUUCUACAAUAGCCACUUUAUUUGGUUACUACACACCAUCCAAUAGCCAUUUAUUCCUUUUUAAUUAUCAGUUACAGGAAGUAAGGUUUCAUUUUGACAUUCUCAUAUACAUGUUUUAUGUGCUUGUACAAUGUCCAGCCUGCACUAGCAUCUCUUUUGUCUCUCCUUGGUUGUCCUUUUGCUCUUUACGAGUAUUUCCACUUCCAAUUCCAUGUCUUUUUAUCUAGUCCAGAUUCCAUAUAUAAGAGUAAAUGUGAUGUUUGUCUUUCUAUGCAUGUAACUUUGCCCACUCGUAUACUAAGUGAAUCUAUAUAUGGUGUAAAUGCAUUAGGGAAAGUAUUUCCUGCAAUUAUUUCCAAGCAGUCUCUGACAUUAAUAAUUGAGUUUGCUAUGAGCUAGUUAAAUUGUUGCAUUUAUAAGUAAAAAGAGUACUU
Molecule: messenger RNA, 3987 nt
Organism: Arvicanthis niloticus (Nile rat)
Lineage: Eukaryota; Metazoa; Chordata; Mammalia; Rodentia; Muridae
Source: RefSeq, a predicted model, not a curated record